This is a messenger RNA of Gastrolobium bilobum, 4996 nucleotides long. RefSeq names its product small ribosomal subunit protein uS3m-like. Gene Ontology annotation, cellular component: ribosome. The coding region runs from base 2789 to 4915 and encodes 708 amino acids. The record is from RefSeq and is a predicted model, not a curated record. Gene Ontology annotation, molecular function: rRNA binding; structural constituent of ribosome. Gene Ontology annotation, biological process: translation. Lineage: Eukaryota; Viridiplantae; Streptophyta; Magnoliopsida; Fabales; Fabaceae. The transcript is spliced from 2 exons.
GUUAUCAAAAAGGGAGUUGGGUAAAGCAAACUCCCUCCUUGGACGAGCACGGGGCUUAGUCAAGUAGAACCGGGUUGCGCUGCUUGAUGCUCCGAUCGAAAACAAAUCAGUGGGGCCAUGCCGGUACGACUGAAUAUGCGUUAAAAAGGUCAAUCCCUCCCCUACGACACCAAAAAAAACCGGGCCGAACUUCUAACAGCCCGCCCGCUUCCAUAGAACAAUAUCGUGGCAACGUAGACCUAAGUGGUCAUAUAUAUUGGAUCUUUGGGAACCAUCACAAGUGCGGCCGGCCUAUAUUUAAACGAGAAUGCCGUGUCGUCCAGCGGAGCCUAGAAGAAGGUGACUCGCGCAGACAGCUGACUCCUUCUUUUCAAUAGAAAGGAAUAGAACAAACCAACCCAGCUGGCUGGUCAAUCUCAGAGAUCUUAUCGGCCGGCAAACCGGAGACGGACGACCACGGUCCCGACCUUAUCAGCACCGGAGGUGUACUAAUCAAUGAACCCACCCCCGAAACCUACUUUCUUUUCUGACAAAAUCAACCAAGCCUAACCGGUCACGACAUGUUGUUGAUAUUGAUUGAGUUUGAGGGACUUUCGCUGACUAAAUCCAUCCAUAAACCUAGACCCCGGCAACUUUCGUAACCAAAGCGUCAAGACAACAGCCAAAGGUCACCUUUGGAUUCUUAAGUAGGGGGCAAAGAGGAGCACGUAGGAAUGCCGACCACUACAUAAGCCACUGGUGGCUGAGAGAAAGCGAGCAGCACCUUGUAUAGGUUGGGCGGAAGCGAGCCCCUAUCAGAGAAAGCCAUUGCGCGCUAGCCUAGCUAGCUAGCUUCAGCUGGCUGUUAUGUUAGUUGUAGCGCGCCUUCCCUCCUUCUCUCACUUCGGAAAGAUUUCGCAGUCUUUUCUUAUGAUGACCUGGUCGAGAGAGUACGAUACAUCGGUGUAAAAGAUGGAGUGGGAUCUGUGAGGUUGGUUAUAGUAAGGCCUGGCCGGAAAGUGUUCUUGCCUCUAUCAUUGAAGGAAAGGUUGGUCAACAAUUUGGAGAGUUUGCUUCUACACGGAAACGAAGACUUUCGAGAACAAAUAUUAAACCGGGAAGAAAAAAGGGGAAAAAGUAAAUAAAGUCUAAGCGCAUAUGGCACGAAAAGGAAAUCCGAUUUCGGUAAGACUCGAUCUGAAUCGUAGUUCAGAUUCAAGUCGGUUCAGUGAGGGCGACCGCGAAAGUCACCGAAUGGGUCAGUCUUUUCCUUCAGUUUGUCCUAUAUAUAUAUGUUGAAUAAAAACGCUUGGGAGGACGUUGCAGAGGGACGGACACGACUUCUUCUAACGCUAGAAGACCACUGGAAGACACCCGGGACCAGAGCAUGUCGUGAAAGAAGCACACUGGGCGGGCGUGCUUCGACCGUGUCUCCGGGGCACAGUUGAAUGUAGAUAUCAUGAACGCGAGGUGCAGGAUACCAGGCCGAGAAACCCGGGCAACCACCCCCUAUGUGCCGAUCGCUAGCGCAUCCAGGGCCCCGGCGCCCAGCGGAGCUGGAGAGGCCUAGCCUGAUCUGAGAAGUGCUAAUUAGGUUCGGAUAGACUUCAUUCAAGAACGCCGCCGCCCCUGGAAUCAAUAAGAAAACAAGUGCUAAGUUUCAGAUCAGUGAAUAAACCGAAACGAAAGAAGAAAGAGACCUUUCUCGCUCGGCGCCUAAAGCGCACUAUGCUCCGCUUCAACAAAUGAGAGUUUUCGGUGGAACCGGUGAACCACGCGAGCUGGUUAGAUGCGUGGGACAGAGGGCUCAUAGUACCUGCUAGCGCAGCUAUGCAGUGGAAGGGAAGGAGCCUAAAUCGACCCCCUUCUUUUUUAUUUUUCAAAUAAAAAAGCAGUACAAAGAGAUUAGACUCUCGGAUGAGACUAAGCAGCCACCGACCGUUCCGACGCGCCCCUGACCUAUUUUUUUUAUGAAGACCGAAAACCUAUCUAAAAUGGAGCCUAGUUUAGGCUGUCAAACAAAUGAGAAAAUGGAAAAUUUGAAAUAUAACCACUAGUAGGGAUAUGGAUGGAGUCUCGCUCAGUAAAGAGAGUUGUAGAUUCGUAGAAAAGAAGAGGAGCCUUGACUUUCUAUGAUGUUAUUAGUCAAGAAGCGCUAACGCUGCAAUCUUUCUAAAGCAAGAAGCGAGAAACUUGACUUUGAGAAAGAAGUUGUUGCCGCUUUCUUUUUUUAGUAAGUAAACUAGUUUUGUUUUAUAAGGCGAAAGGUUGCUAUUUUUAUAAAAAUUAUUAUAGCGUUAGCGCUUUAGUUUUCAAUAAGUUUAGGCUUGACUAAUAACAUAGAAAUUUGGAAUCAGGGUGCGCAGGUUUGGAACCCUAUACAAAGGGCCUUUCCCUUCAAAUGACAACUGCCUCUUCCUGCUGCGAAGGCCUUGCACGAAACCAACCCCCCCACCCCCGAUCCAGUACCAGUUGUUUCGCUGGUAGGCCCACUUAGGUUAGGGGGGCAUUGUCCCUCAGUUCUUACCAACCUCCGGUGUGUAAUCGACAUGUUGCUAACUUCAACUCGGUUGAAUAAGAAUCAUUGAUUCCCUUUGCUGUCCAUUUCUUAUUCAUUCAGGGCGCUCGGCCGGUGCUCCUUUUUUAAACCAGAACAACUCUGAACGUUAGAGAAGAUAAGGGAAGACCACCUGAGCGAACCGACCGAGGGGACUUGACUUAUUCGAACCGAACGAUAGCGGCUUAAAGCUAAGCCUAUCACGCACGAGCAGCGUCGCUGCUUGAUCGGCGGGGAGAAGCAUCUCAAAGUAUGGGGCAAAGGAUCAAGCGCUUUGACUUUGUCUCCCGGGAUUCACCACAGGUUGGGUUUGAGAGCCGUGUGAUGGGUGACUAUCCAGCACGGUUCGGAGAGCACUUUUUGUCUGCGUUGGUGAAUGGAAGCCCCUCUAUCAAGCAAGAAAGAAGCGGCUAUUCCCACGGCGGAGUCACCAUUGACUCUAUUUAUUAUUAUGGUAAAUUAGUGUAUCAAGAUGUCAAUCUGAGAUCUUAUUUCGGUUCGAUACGUCCACCUGCGAGACUAACCUUUGGCUUUCGUCUCGGUAGGUGUAUUCUUAUACAUUUUCCCAAAAGAACAUUCAUUCAUUUCUUUCUUCCCCGUCGACCACAACGACUGAAACGACGCGCAAAAUCCAGACCCGGAAAGAAGAAGGGCCGGUGGUGGGCAUUUGGGAAAGUCGGGCCGAUCGGGUGUCUUCAUUCCAGCGACAAUACAGAAGAAGAACGAAACGAAGUGAGAGGCCGGAGGGCAGGGAAAAGAGUCGAGUCGAUCAGGCUCGACGACCGGGAGAAGCAAAACGAAAUUCGGAUUUGGCCGAAAAAGAAGCAACGCUAUGGAUACCAUGACCGAUCACCAUCGAUAAAGAAGAAUCUUUCUAAAUCACUUCGGGUCAGCGGGGCCUUCAAGCAUCCGAAAGCCGGGGUUGUAAAUGACAUAGCGUUCCUGAUAGAAAAUGACGACUCCUUCAGAAAAACGAAGUUUUUUAAGUUCUUUUUCCCCAAGAAGUCCCGCUCCGACGGCCCGACGAGUCAUCUAUUUAAAAGGACCCUCCCUGCAGUGCGCCCCUCCUUGAAUUAUUCGGUCAUGCAAUACUUAUUGAAUAGAAAGAACCAAAUUCAUUUCGACCCCGUCGUAGUUCUCAAUCAUUUCGUGGCACCGGGCGUGGCUGAACCAUCUACGAUGGGGGGAGCGAAUGCGCAGGGAAGAAGCUUAUUUAAGAGAAUACGUUCUCGCAUCGCUUUUUUUGUAGAAAGCUCGACCAGCGAUAAAAAGUCUUUGGCCGAAGCCAAAAAGAGGUUGACCCACUUCAUUCGCUUGGCGAAUGAUCUUCGCUUCGCGGGAACAACAAAAACCACCAUCUCGCUCUUUCCUUUCUUCGGUGCUACCUUUUUAUUUCCAAGGGAUAGAGUUGGUAUUUAUAAUAACCUUUUUUUUGAGGAUGCCCGGGAACCACUCCUAGGUCAAUUAAGGAUCAAAUGUUGGAACCUCAUGGGUAAGGAUAAGGUAAUGGAAUUGAUAGAGAAAUUCAUAGACCUAGGUAGGAUAGGAGAAUGGAUAAAGGGAAUAGAGAUGAUGAUAGAGAUCAUACUGAGAAACAGAAGAAUUCCGUACGGGUACAACUCUUAUUUGAACGAAGUGAAAAAAAUGCGAUCUUUGUUGUCUAAUAGAACAAACACUAAUACCUUAAUUGAGUCGGUCAAGAUCAAAUCUGUUUAUCAAAGUGCUUCUCCGAUUGCUCAAGACAUCUCUUUUCAACUGAGAAAGAAAACAAGAUCAUUUCGUUCCAUUUUUCGUAGAAAAGUGAAGGAUAUUCAAUUAGUAAUGAAAAAAGGGGUUUCGGGGAUCCGUAUAUGUUGUUCAGGUCGAUCAUCAGGCGCAGAAAUAGCUAGAACUGAAUGCGGAAAGUAUGGAAAAACAUCUCGUAAUGUAUUUAACCAGAAAAUCGAUUAUGCUUCUGCGGAAGUAUCUACUCGUUACGGAAUCUCAGGCAGAUGUAGUAGGGGUUGCAAACCAGACGGAACAAAACUUGGUUUUGGAAGAUAUGGCACUCAAAGUUGUAGAGCUGGUCGUCUUUCAUAUCGAGCCAUUGAAGCAGCGCGUCGGGCUAUAAUCGGACACUUCCAUCGUGCUAUGAGCGGACAAUUCCGAAAAAAUGGUAAGAUAUGGGUAAGAGUUUUCGCAGAUAUCCCUAUUACCGGGAAACCUACAGAAGUCAGAAUGGGAAGAGGAAAAGGAAAUCCUACGAGUUGGAUUGCUCGUGUGUCCACGGGACAAGUCCUAUUUGAAAUGGAUGGUGUGAGUUUGUCAAAUGCUCGACAAGCCGCUACAUUAGCGGCGCAUAAACCAUGUUCGUCAACCAAGUUUGUUCAGUGGUCGUAACGUAAUUGGUUAGUGGGGAAAAACCAGGCCGGGAUUCAAAAGAAUUAGGCGAAGGGUUUGUUCCUGAACGAGGGAAGUGGA